Monopterus albus (swamp eel) is the source of this 3026-nucleotide messenger RNA. RefSeq names its product cyclin-Y-like. The record is from RefSeq and is a predicted model, not a curated record. Gene Ontology annotation, molecular function: protein kinase binding. The transcript is spliced from 10 exons. Gene Ontology annotation, biological process: regulation of cyclin-dependent protein serine/threonine kinase activity. NCBI's taxonomy places the organism in Eukaryota, Metazoa, Chordata, Actinopteri, Synbranchiformes, Synbranchidae. The coding region runs from base 1101 to 2120 and encodes 339 amino acids.
GAUGUCCCCACUGUAACUGAGUCAAAUGCUUCCAAACAAGAGCAGGUGAGAAAGAAGAAUGAAACAAAAAUAUCUGAAUAGGUUUAAAUUCCAACGUCUGUUUCUGUUGGAAUUCAUGUGUGUCCUAAAAUAACUUUGUGUUUCUAGUUUUUUUUGGUCAGGUAGUACAUGUGAGCAGGCUGUGCAGCUGAAAUCCACAGCUGUGUAAGUUAUAAGUGAAAAAUAAGUUACUUCCUUUUCUUUGGUUUUGGUUAUAGUCUCAAGACAAUUUGCGGUUUCUUUUGACUCCACCCCCUGAAGAUUGGACCAAUUAAAUUUAUUCUACAGUUUUCAUGCUGACGGUUUUUCUAAUGCUAAAUUAAUUAAGGAUACAAACCAACCUGAACCUCAUUCUGGAUUUAUAAAAUAAUUCAUAGGGAUAGAAACAAACUCGUGCUGGAAUAAUGUUUCUUGUGCGUUUAUCCUCGCAGUCCUGUCACAAUCGUCAAAUAAGUUACAAGUUUAAUUAUUUUCCAUCCAAAUGUAGGCCUAUUGUACUGGUGCCUAUAUAGAAAAACUAUGUUGCAGAAUCAUUAACCCACGCAAUGACAGGCUAACAGACAGACAUAGGAGAAUAGCUUGUUCUCAACAUAAUAAAAUGAAAUAAAUCAAUGCAUAUCAACAAUAAAUCAACAGACCAGCUUUGAUACCCCUCCUCUACCUCUCUCUACUCUCUUAUUUGUAACCACCCACUUGAACCGGAACCUUUUCUCGAGAGGCCUCCCUGUCGGUCUAUUGCUCUGACAUCCAGCCACAGCACAGACCAACACGCACAGCUGUGCGCCCGUCGCCGCUCAUCUGUGCCUGGAGCAGGAUGUGACUCGUUCUGCGAUGCCUGGGACAGCGGUGACAUACAUCGGCUGUUACCGGUAGAUGUGACAUAUCCACCCUCUGAGACCGCCUCCAUCCUCUCCGUGGACACCGAGGAUUGACAGGAUCCAUGGGCGCUGCUACGGAUGCACCUUGUGCGCUCUGGUGAUCUAGCCCAUAGCGCCCGGCUCGGUGGGGUUGGCGACCCAUCGUUUCAAGCUCCUGUUUCAGCGCGAUAAAGGGGGAUAAAGAUGGGGAGCACGACCUCUUGCUGCGUAUCUUCCAGCCCCAAGCUCCGCAGAAAUGCCCACUCCAGGCUGGAGUCGUACCAGCAGGACUCAGAGCUGAGCAGGGAGGAGACGGGGUGCAACCUGCAGCACAUCAGCGACAGGGAAAACGUCGACGAGCUGAACAUGGAGUACAAUCCAUCAGACCAUCCACGAGCCAGCACUUUAUUCCUCAGCAAAUCACAGACUGACGUGCGAGAAAAACGAAAGAGCCUCUUCAUCAAUAAUCAUAGAACGCUGAGGCGGAAGUACAGCUCCUGCUCUACCAUCUUCCUCGAUGACAACACAGUCAGCCAGCCCAACCUCAAAUACACCAUCAAAUGUGUAGCACUGGCGAUUUACUACCAUAUAAAAAACAGGGACAGAGAUGGAGGAAUGCUGUUAGAUAUAUUUGAUGAGAAGCUUCACCCUCUCUCUAAAUCUCAAGUCCCUCUGGACUAUGACAAACGCGACCCAGAGCAAAAGCAGAUCUACCGGUUCGUCAGGACGUUGUUCAGUGCUGCUCAGCUCACUGCUGAGUGUGCAAUUGUCACACUGGUCUACCUAGAGAGGCUCCUGACCUAUGCAGAGAUUGUCAUCUGUCCGGGGAACUGGAAGAGGAUUGUUCUGGGUGCUAUUCUGUUGGCCUCCAAGGUCUGGGAUGACCAGGCUGUUUGGAACGUCGACUACUGCCAGAUCCUCAAGGACAUCACAGUGGACGAUAUGAAUGAGUUGGAGCGCCAGUUCCUGGAGCUGCUACAGUUCAACAUCAACGUCCCGUCCAGUGUCUAUGCCAAGUAUUACUUUGACCUGCGGUCACUCUCAGAGUCCAACAACCUCAGCUUCCCCCUGGAGCCGCUCAGCAGGGACAAAGCCCAAAAACUAGAGGCUAUUUCCAGGCUAUGUGAUGACAAGUACAAAGACAUAAGGAGAGCUGCGAGGCGUCGCUCAGCCAGCGUGGACAAUCUCUGUGGAAUCAGAUGGGUUCCUGCGAUUCUCCCCUAACCAGUAAUAAACUGCUGUACACUGACCACUGGCAUCAGGCUACGGACAUGACCCAGCUGAAUAAAAAAACCUCUACAAACACAGCCCAGUGCAAACACACCACUUUGUGCUGAAUUGAAGAGCUGCAGUUUGGAUGCCCAGCGGCACAGCGAGGUGAACUCCCGAGAGGUUUCCGAUGUAAGCUGAUGCCUCCACAGUGCCUCGAUUCUUAUGUUCACGAAAGAAGAAGUUUCUGUUUGUUAUUUCAUCUGUGGAGGAGGAGACAGCCUUGAAACUUCAGGUGGCAGUGUGAACCUGUCUUCAAGGAAACACUUUAUGUUUAGUGUUUCUGGUUUUGUCCUGACUGAUCUGGUUUCAGGGUGUCUGCUCUGGUGAUCUGACACAACCUGCCUUUCAGAUGGCCACGGACGUCACAGUGAAGCAUAUGAUGAUGAUGAUUAUUACUGCACUGUAUCAUUUGAACUUUUUAAUCGGUUGUAGCAGCCUGAUCCUUAACUGCAGAAUUUAAAAAACAGAAUUUCACACUGGAAUUUCUACUGGUUAUUUAUUUUCUCUGACAGGCCUUAGAAUAAUAAAAUUGUUAGCAAGUUUUCUCUUCUGGAAAUCUUUACAUUCAAGGGUUACAGUAUUUCUAGUAUACCUCUCGAUAUUCAGGUAGUCUGUUUAAUCUCCUGAUUAAUUAUGAUGCGCCUCAUAUGAGUCAUACUGAAGGAAGAAACACACAUUACAGGUGUAAGGGAGCGGAAUUAAAAACCAAAUUGUGACAACAUUCCCACCAUUAUUAUAUGCGUUUAGUAUAGUCCUAUUUUGGGGACAUGCACAAUCAAUCACACUGUAUAACAUGAGAAGUGUUUUCCUGAAGAUCUGAUUCACUGUUGCAUCAGAUUUAGGUUUUUUUCUUAACAU